Punctularia strigosozonata HHB-11173 SS5 is the source of this 516-nucleotide messenger RNA. RefSeq lists its product as uncharacterized. The record is from RefSeq and is a predicted model, not a curated record. Bases 1 to 516 code for a protein of 171 amino acids. NCBI's taxonomy places the organism in Eukaryota, Fungi, Basidiomycota, Agaricomycetes, Corticiales, Punctulariaceae. The transcript has a single exon.
AUGUAUCAAGUCCGAAUCGCUGUAGUCCAUGAAACUAGGCGGAAAUCUCGUCCUAUGAACAGCUUUUGCGUCGAGAUGACGCGUAUGUUCACUGGCCGCGAAAGCGAACCAACUUACAGCAUAUGUUUACGACUCAAGGGAUGGCACCGUAUCCGGGCGGCGCUGGCCGCACAGAAGCCAGCGGGCCGUGCUCUUCCCGUACGAACCCCGCAGCCUCUGCGUUUCCUUCAUCUUCCCCAAGAUCCCGUAGAUAACCACGGUCUCGAUAGCCCCGCAGGCAACGAGCGGGAGACUGCCCCUCCACCAAGCGUACAGGAUCAGCCUGACGACGGAAAGAAUUACUGCCACCCCGAAGAGCAGCAGCAUGACACGGAAGAACGUGAUGUUGGCGAUAUGAAGCGCGAACGCGGAACGCCCACAUUGGGCGCGAUGUUCCUGGUUGGGCGAGAUGCACUGUCCUCGAUGGUGAGACCAGAGGAGGGUGACGAUAUGAUGCACGAUCAUAAUCGAGCAUAA